Trachymyrmex cornetzi is the source of this 1516-nucleotide messenger RNA. RefSeq names its product lipid storage droplets surface-binding protein 2. Lineage: Eukaryota; Metazoa; Arthropoda; Insecta; Hymenoptera; Formicidae. The coding region runs from base 410 to 1237 and encodes 275 amino acids. The record is from RefSeq and is a predicted model, not a curated record. Gene Ontology annotation, cellular component: cytosol; lipid droplet. Gene Ontology annotation, biological process: lipid storage; positive regulation of triglyceride storage. The transcript has 4 exons.
GAUUGCUCCGAAAUGAACUAUCGAGAACUUAACAGUAACGGCGUAAUCUCUUGGCGAACAAUCGUAUUUCCGCUUAAUACCGGGUGAUAAAAAAUGACAAGAAAUGGAGUAAUCUCGCUAGUGCGUUAAAGUGUAUAUAAUAAAUAAUUGAACUCAUGGUCUGAGUAAACAAAUAGUGAAAUGAGUCAGAGAUUAAGGUACAACUGUAGCUAUGUUUAAAGAGGGGGACAACGAGAAAGGAAAAUAAAAGAAAGAGAAAGUAUAACAGAGAGAGGGAGAAAUACAAAGCUAUAGGGCAGCUGAAGGGAAGUUGGCGUCCAGUUACUGUCGCAACGAUCGCGUCGAAUUGUGUAGUCUCAGGAAUCAAGAGGUUAUUCGAUGAGAAGAAGAUUUCAAUUUAAUCAUAGCCAUGGAUACGGAACUCUCUGAUCAGUUAUAUCGAAUUCAAGCCGUUGAUCGCGCCCGUAAAAUACCCAGCGUGAAUUACUUGUGGGAUAAAUCUACAGAGGUGUACGAACGUGUAAAAGGCACAAACACGUUUGUAAAUUGGGCUUUUGACACCGUUGAAAAUGUGUUGAAUAUGAUGAUAGAGAAGUCCCUGCCAGUCGCUCGAUUGAUGGAGAAACCAAUUUAUACACUGGAUAAAACAUUGUGUCAGGGCAUCGAUUUUGUCGAAGGAAACUUGCCAAUAAUUAAAGAAGAACCCAAACAGAUAUUGAAUCGCACCAAAUCUAUGGUAUCUGAACAUCUCCGUCCUGCGGUAAAAACUUUUACUAAUUUAAAACGGGAAACCAAGCAGAGAGUAAGGGUUAUGACUCUACUUACAUAUUAUAAGGUCCACUACCUACGUAUCUACAGCUGGCAACAAGCCGACAGAGUCAUGUCAACUGAAACUGGUAUCAAUAUUUUAAGAACUGUUGAUAACACUACCGAUUUUGCUGAAGUUAUGUUGAACAAGUAUCUACCUCCAUCGGAGGAAGAGAUUCAUACAGAUACAGAGCGAUUAUGUAGUGAACACGUUAAGCUGCAUCAUACGAUGGAAAGAUUGAGCGAAUUCAGUACUCGAGCAUACAGACGUAUUUAUUACGCAUUAAUGGAGAGGUUGCAGCACAUGUAUAAGAUAGAAAUACUUAUUUUGGUAUUACAUGUUCUUGUGGUCAUUCAGGCGAUCAAGUUUUUGGAAUCGGUAGUGAGUUUAAUUUUUAAAUUAUUUAGUGACUGCCUCUUUUCGUCUUAGAAAUACGUUCUAGUCCGUUUUAUAAUCGUGUAUGCAAUAGCACUUAAGAAAUCAGACUAUUUUUAUUACUUUUACACGAAAUUAUUCCCGAGUAUAUUUUACUUGCAAACUGCGAAUUUUACUUAAUGAGAACGUCGUGAAACGUGUGACUAUUCGCGGAAUAAUUUCAUGGUCCAAAAUGAAUUAAAAAGAAGUUGUGCUCUCAGCCAUGAUAUAUGGCAACUUUUUCUCAUGAUAUUUCGCAUUUGCACAUUUCCGACUUUUUAAAUAAUCUUCCAA